Molecule: messenger RNA, 1270 nt
Organism: Panicum hallii
Lineage: Eukaryota; Viridiplantae; Streptophyta; Magnoliopsida; Poales; Poaceae
Product: cationic peroxidase 1-like
Exons: 3
Coding region: 56-1024 (322 amino acids)
Biological process (GO): response to oxidative stress; hydrogen peroxide catabolic process
Molecular function (GO): peroxidase activity; heme binding
Source: RefSeq, a predicted model, not a curated record
UCGAGGAAUCCACUGCACGCAGUGUGCUAGCAGCUAGAACAGGAAACUUGUUCGCAUGCAAAUGGCGGUCGUUCUUGUGUACCUCACCGUCAUCGCGGCGGCCCUGGCCUCGGCGUUCGGGGCGGAGCUCACCGCGGACUACUACAGCGAGACGUGCCCGCCCGCGCUGUCCACCAUCAAGCUCCUCGUCGGCGCGGCCAUCCUGAGGGAGCCCAGGAUGGGGGCGUCGCUGGUCCGCCUCCACUUCCACGACUGCUUCGUCAACGGCUGCGACGGCUCCAUCCUGCUGGAUGACACCGACGACACGAUCGGCGAGAAGACGGCCAAGCCCAACAACAACUCCGUCAGAGGGUACGACGUCAUCGACACCAUCAAGUCGGCGUUGAACACCGUCUGCUUGGGGAACGUCGUCUCCUGCGCGGACAUCGUGGCUGUAGCUGCUCGCGACUCCAUUGUCGCGCUGGGAGGCACCUCGUACGACGUGCUCCUGGGCCGGCGCGACGCGACGACGGCGAGCAUCGACGACGCCAACAACGACAUCCCGACCCCGUUCAUGGACCUGCCGGCGCUGCUGGCCAACUUCGAGUCCCACGGCCUCUCCCUGCACGACCUCGUGGUGCUCUCCGGCGGCCACACGCUGGGCUACUCCCGGUGCCUCUUCUACCGGAGCCGCCUCUACAACGAGACCGACACGCUGGACCCAGCCUACGCGGCGUCGCUGGACGAGCGGUGCCCGGCCUCCGGCGACGACGACGCGCUGUCGGCGCUGGACGACACCCCGACCACCGUGGACUCCGACUACUACCAGGGCCUCAUGCAGGGCCGUGCGCUGCUGCACUCGGAUCAGCAGCUGUACCAGGGCGGCGGCGGCGACGCCGACGACCUGGUGAAGUACUACGGCGAGAACCCCAGCAAGUUCUGGGAGGACUUCGGCGCGGCCAUGGUGAAGAUGGGCAACCUGAGCCCCCUCACCGGCGACGAAGGCGAGGUCAGGGAGAACUGCCGGGUCGUCAACCAGCAGUGAGUUGAUAUGUUGCUCGCUUGCAUCCGUGGUGGAACGAGACAGAGCAGCUUCCGUGUCAACAAGGGUUCAGAGAUGUUGCUGCCUGCACCUGCGCCUGCACCAGCUUCAGCAGCAAGAUUCUAUUCUGUAGUGUGUGUUUUGUACUGUACUGGCGUGCCUGCUUAAUUUUAAUUUGUGAGUUUUUUUCAUGUAUUUAAAAUGUUUUAGCCGAGAUGUUAGAAGCAGCAGUUAUUUACGACGUACGUA